Molecule: messenger RNA, 1497 nt
Organism: Oenanthe melanoleuca
Lineage: Eukaryota; Metazoa; Chordata; Aves; Passeriformes; Muscicapidae
Product: collagen alpha-1(I) chain-like
Exons: 5
Coding region: 1-1497 (498 amino acids)
Source: RefSeq, a predicted model, not a curated record
AUGCCGGAUCCUCAAUCCCGGGGGUCUCCGUGCGCCCCCCGAGCGCGGAAAGCGCCGCGCAGCAUCAGACAAGGCAGCGCCCGCCCCACGCCCCGGAGCUUCCCCGAUCCCUCCUCCCUCCAUCCCUCCAUCCUUCCAUCCAUCCUCGCAUCCCUCCCUCCGGCCCCGGCGAGGAGGGGCUGGGGCGUGGCGAGCGCCGGAGAGCGCUCGGUGGCCAACAAAGGGGAGCGGGGGCGCAGGGGCGCGGCGCGGACAAAGGGGUCGCGCAGGAGCCGCUCCCUCCCCACCCCAGCGACGGGAAAAAUCCCCCCGGGACGAGCAGAGAGGGGCGCCACUCCCGACCCCGGGGACGCGGGUCCCGCUCGGGGCGCGGUGCCAGCAGCAGGACCGAGCUGCGGGGCCGCUCUGCCCCCGCUUAUCCGGCACUUCGGGGACAAAGGCGCUUUGCUGUCCCCCCUCGGGCGGGAGCCGCCCCCGCUGGAUUUCGGGGAGCGCGGCCGGGCGGGUCCCCGCGCUCGCACAAAGCCGCUUGUGUCGCAGCCCGGCUGCUCCCGGGCACGGGGCCAGCGCUGGCAGCUCCCGGCGCGGCUCUCAAAGCCCCGUUUGUGCCCCGGGGGGACCCGGCUGGGGACAGCGGGGACAGCGGCCAGCCCGCGCCGGGAAAGCCCAGAGAGUUGCCCCGUUCCCUCCUCCGUUCCCGGGGUCCCCAAACCCCCCGGGCCCGUUCGGAGCCGCCCCGGGCCCGUUCGGAGCCGCCCCCGGGGCCCGUUCGGAGCCGCCCCGGGGCCCGUUCGGAGCCGGUCGGAGCCGUUCGGAGCCGCCCCCGGGCCCGUUCGGAGCCGCCCCCGGGCCCGUUCGGAGCCGGUCGGAGCCGUUCGGAGCCGCCCCGGGGCCCGUUCGGAGCCGCCCCCGGGCCCGUUCGGAGCCGGUCGGAGCCGUUCGGAGCCGCCCCCGGGCCCGUUCGGAGCCGCCCCCGGGCCCGUUCGGAGCCGGUCGGAGCCGUUCGGAGCCGCCCCCGGGCCCGUUCGGAGCCGCCCGUUCGGAGCCGCCCCCGGGCCCGUUCGGAGCCGCCCCCGGGCCCGUUCGGAGCCGGUCGGAGCCGUUCGGAGCCGCCCCGGGGCCCGUUCGGAGCCGCCCGUUCGGAGCCGCCCCCGGGCCCGUUCGGAGUCGGUCGGAGCCGUUCGGAGCCGCCCGUUCGGAGCCGCCCCCGGGCCCGUUCGGAGCCGGUCGGAGCCGUCGGAGCUCCGGGCACGGAGCGGGGCUGGAGGAUCCUGGAUCCGAAUAACGGGAGCCGAGGGACACAGCGGGACAGACCCCCCUCCCCGAGCCCAGACCUCGCCGUGCCAGCCUCCCAGGGCGGCUGCGGAGGCCGCGGAGGCCGCGGAGGCUCCUGGCCAGCCGCCACCGCCGCCGCUGGCCCCGAGCGCGUGCGGGGGCCACCGGGGCCGGGUGACCUCGGGGCUGGCGGCGGCCCAGCCUUGGCAGGGAGAGCAGUGA